AUGAAGUCUGCAGGCAGGCUCUUCUACCUCUCGCUCUUCGCCCUCUGGGCGGCCCCUUCUUCCUGCUCGUCCCAGGAAUGCGUGAUCUCCCCCAAGUCUAUUGUCGACGAUGCCUGCGCCUCGUUCGCGACGCUCGAGAAGCUCAACGGCAACGUCAAGCCCUCGCUCGAUACCCUGGUCCGGUCGACCGACUUCUUCUCGUACUACCGCCUCAAUCUCUUCAACAAGCGAUGCCCCUUUUGGGACGACGAGAACGGCAUCUGCGGCAACGUGGGAUGCGCGGUCGAGACGCUGGAUAACGAGGAGGACAUCCCCGAGGUGUGGCGCACCAGCGAGCUGAGCAAGCUCGAGGGUCCCCACGCCAAGCACCCCGGCCGGACGGCCCAGCGCCAGCACCCGGACCGACCGCUGCAAGGCGAGCUCGGCGAGGAGGUCGGCGAGAGCUGCGUGGUCGAGUACGACGACGAGUGCGACGAGCGCGACUACUGCGUUCCCGAGGACGAGAGCGCCAGCUCCAAGGGCGACUACGUGAGCCUUCUCCGCAACCCGGAGCGCUUCACGGGCUACAGCGGCGAGGGCGCCAAGCAGGUCUGGGACGCCAUCUACCGCGAGAAUUGCUUCCAGAAGAGCUCCUUCCCGCACUCGGCCGACCUCGGCGUCUCCGUGUGGCCCGCGGGCCCGGCCGCGCUCGACUUCAAGCACGUCAUGGACGCCGCCGGCCGGCACGCGCAGCUCCAGGCGCAGCGCCUUCAGCAUCCCGAGGUGCCGUUUGUGGCCAACACGGGCUUCGAGGUCGACGACGAGUGCCUCGAGAAGCGCGUCUUCUACCGCGUGGUGUCGGGCAUGCACGCGAGCAUCAGCGCCCACCUGUGCUGGGACUUUCUCAACAAGACGACGGGCCAAUGGCAGCCCAACGUGGCAUGCUACGUGAACCGCUUCGAGGGCCACGCCGACCGCGUCAGCAACCUGUACUUCAACUACGCGCUCGUGACGCGGGCCGUGGCGAAGCUGGGACCGUAUUUGCGGGACUCAAAGUACACGUUCUGCACCGGCGACCCGGCCGAGGACCAGGCGACGCGGGCCAAGGUGCUCGAGGUGGCGCAGCGGGCGGCCAGCGUGCCGCAAAUCUUUGACGAGAGCCUCAUGUUUGUCAACGGCGAGGGCCCGUCCCUUAAGGAGGACUUCCGCAACCGCUUCCGCAACAUCAGCCGGCUCAUGGACUGCGUCGGGUGCGACAAGUGCCGCCUCUGGGGCAAGAUCCAGACCAACGGCUACGGCACGGCGCUCAAGGUGCUCUUCGAGUUUGACAACGAGAGGGAGCUGCCGGUGCUGAAGCGCACGGAGCUGGUCGCCCUGUUCAACACGUACGCGCGGCUGAGCGAGGCGCUGCGGGUCAUUGGCGAGUUUAGGGAGAUGGCCAAGAAGCAGAAGAGCGACGUCGCGUCGCCGAACCCAGACGCUGUAGAGCAGGCCAAGGCAAAGACCAAGACCGACACCAAGACGGAGCCUAGGGGGAGGGCAGACGAGUAUGAGGAGGACGAGGCGGUGCGCGAGUUUGUCGCGCUUCGGUUGCGGGGGCCCAAGAGCGACUCCCUGUACCACCACUUCACCUUUGAGGUGGAGCGGUUCAGGGCGGCCGUCAAGAUUGUCAUCAGCGGGUGGCUUCGGGCGCCCAGGACAUUCUGGAACAUCAUCACAUCAGAGACGGUGCGCCUGUACCAAUUCUGGGUGGGCCUGCCGGUGAACCCGCGGCAAUGGAAGGUGACGCUUCCAGACAUCAACCGGAACGAACUGUAG
Molecule: messenger RNA, 1797 nt
Organism: Purpureocillium lilacinum
Lineage: Eukaryota; Fungi; Ascomycota; Sordariomycetes; Hypocreales; Ophiocordycipitaceae
Product: endoplasmic oxidoreductin-1
Biological process (GO): protein folding in endoplasmic reticulum
Cellular component (GO): endoplasmic reticulum; endoplasmic reticulum membrane
Molecular function (GO): FAD binding; protein-disulfide reductase activity; thiol oxidase activity
Source: RefSeq, a predicted model, not a curated record